GUAGCAAUAGUGCGGCGCAAAGACGCAAGACACUGCUCGAGCGAUCAACUGCAGCAGCAACGACAGCAGCAACGACAGCAGAAGCAACAACAGGACUGCAAUCGAGGAGGACCGACCGAACCACAAUCGCUGCUGGAUCGGCAGAGCCGAACUCGAGUGGCAAUCGCAGACAACAGACAACCACAGACAACAAUCGACAACCGCAGACAAUCCCAUCCGCUGUGCCGAGCGGCUGUCUGCCAUGGACGCACCACUGGCUCCUGCCCUCGGUGCCCGCCAGCCGGACGUGUUGCGCACAUGCGGCCAGACAACCACCCCCCCCUCUGGAAGUACUCCACUGAUGCGAGGGAAUGAUCCCUUUCGAGCCUCUGCCCCGCCCGUCCGUCGCUGUCGCCCUCUGGCGCACUCAAGCCACCUUUCCUCUCCAUCGGCAGGCCGCCAGGAGUGCUCUUUGUCUCUCGACAUUCCCCGUCCAUCAGCCCCAAACAGCCUCGCCCCGAUCGUCAUGUUGAAGGCUUUCGGCGUCGCCAAGGGUGCCUCGCAGCCGCUCAAGGUCCGAUUCCACCAUGCCUCGCCCAGCCACCCGUCGAUUCUGUAUCUCGAUCAAGACGCCGAUAGCCUGGACGGGAGCGUUGUCGUCUCCAACAAGGUGAUCAAGAAAUGCCCCGACUUCAAGAUUAGGCUGACACUGUCCGUUGGCAUCAUGUCCAAGUACAAGCCGAGACAGCUGAGCCGAAAGACAUCGUUCCGAGGCGGCGCCCCACCACAGCAGACGGAGCGCUUCCAUGCGGGCUGCAUCUACUUUCGCGAUAUUGUGGUGCUGGCCACCCAGGCCGAGCACCCCGAUGGUGCCGUCGCGCCCUUCCGGUUUCCGCUUCCUGAGGAUCUUCCUCCUUCGUGCCAGCUCGGGGACGCCUCUUUUGACGUCUCAUAUAUCCUGGAAGCCGCUGCAGUCCGGGACCCGGCCGGAGAGGAUGUGGUGGCCUCUUGCGUCGUUCAGCCGACCGUCUUUCGACUCACGACCGUUGAUCAUCGCAGCUGCGAGCUCAAGACCGAGGCCAACUACCUUGAUUCGGGCUCGGACAACGAGACGACCUGCACCAAUGUCACGCUGCCAAGGACUGUGCCCUUGAGCAUACCCGUCUUCCAGCUCCUGGUGGAUUUCCAAGGCACCUUCAAGUCGCCUGCCGACGCUGGCUCUGUCAAGAUCCAGCUGAUCGAGUACUGCCGCACCUAUGUUGGUAGCCAAAAGUCAAAGGAGCGAGAGCUCACAUCGUGGAUCAAGGGACAUUGGAAGCGCUCCGACAUCGUCCCGGACGGCAAAUACUCCUCGGGAUUCGGCACGGUGUCGUCACGACGGGGGCUCCUCUCGCCAAUCGAGUUCAACGUGCCCUCCGUUGGAGCCAAUGCCGCCUUCUCGUCGCAGUACAUGCACAUCUCGCAUAAGCUCCGGCUUGCGGUUCCAGGCACACUCAGCAUCGACAUUCCCGUGGUUCUGGCACACAUCGGUGGCUCACCAGCAUCAGCAUCGGUGUCGGCAGCAGCAGCAGCAGCAGCAGCGUCAAUGACAGAGCCGCACCUGCAUCACUCUCCGGUCGACGCAAAUCCCCGCAUCCGCACCCAGCGAUCGGCCGACGAGAUUUUGCUGUCGUCGCAUGCGUCGCUUGUUUCUCAGCGGCCCUGGCCGGGCACUCCAAUGUCGCCAGUGUCGCCAAUGUCACCAAUGUCGUCAGUUCAUCCACUCCUACGAGCCAGCUCGACCGCGACCCGUACUAGCUCCAAUAUAUUUUCCAACAUAACGAGAGACGAGUCCUAUCCAGAUCAUGAACGCGACGACAGAUCAAGCACCGCAAGGGCUGUCCACUCGCUAUCGAUGAUGCGCAUCGAUCGUAGUCGCUCAUUCAGUUCGCUGUGUCCGCAGUCCGGUCACGAAAUGCAGCGGUAUCAAUCCGUGCAGUAUCAGCGAUCUCGGAGCACCUUUGGCCGAGCCGCGGCCGGCAUGAGGUCAUACGGCGAUCUGUCGGAGCUCUCAAGGACGACGCGCCAGUCCAGCUCGCCUCUCCGCCAACAGGUUCUGCCAUCCUUCCAGAUGGCCGCCGAGGCUCCCGUGAGACCGAGCCCAGGCCAUAUCGAAGCAUCGGACGGCGACAGUGUCGAAGCCUGCUUGGUGCCGUCGGUACUAUCGGAACUCGGAUCCUCCACUCGGGUCGGAGGGGAUGCCCAGUUAUGCACAGAGAGCGGGCCCCUUCGGCGCAUAUCUCAAAGCGAGUCGCUCUCCUCGAUUCUAUCGACUAAGACGCCUCAAUUUGCCUCGAGAUCGCCAACAGCCGUGCUCCGAGACCGAUCUUAUUUCCACUCCAUCCCGACAAAGCACACCAUGCCAAUGCCCCUCCCCGAUGCGACGACUGACCCUCUGCCCUCAUACGAAAGCGUGGCGCUGGACUCUCAGCACCGGGCACUGCAAGUGACAUAUAUCGUCUCGGAGCGCCACGAGCCGAGCUCCGGUGCCGAAAUCGAACUUCGCGUGGGCGACCGUGUCGUCAUUACAAAGUUUCUCGACCGAGACCGAGCCGAGGGCCUCAACGAGUCGACCGGAGCCCUCGGAGUCAUCUGGGUCAACAAGAUCAUGCACACACGUCUGAGUGAACAGUGACCGCUGUGUCGAGUCCGACUCCAGGAACUGAUUUCCCA
Polychytrium aggregatum is the source of this 2691-nucleotide messenger RNA. RefSeq lists its product as uncharacterized. The record is from RefSeq and is a predicted model, not a curated record. Bases 242 to 2653 code for a protein of 803 amino acids. The transcript has 7 exons. Lineage: Eukaryota; Fungi; Chytridiomycota; Chytridiomycetes; Polychytriales.